Colletotrichum gloeosporioides is the source of this 246-nucleotide messenger RNA. RefSeq lists its product as uncharacterized. Lineage: Eukaryota; Fungi; Ascomycota; Sordariomycetes; Glomerellales; Glomerellaceae. The record is from RefSeq and is a predicted model, not a curated record. The coding region runs from base 1 to 246 and encodes 81 amino acids. The transcript is spliced from 3 exons.
AUGCUUCAGUCAAUCCAACACCCGGGCAUCAUCACACAAAAUACUCUCUACCACGUUGUCUACGAGCACAUGCCGCGAUCCCGUCAGGAAGCCAUUGGGAAUCCGUAUCAUAGCCGUCAACGCCUGACAGCGGUAGGACAGGUAAUUGAGGCGCUCGUUCAUCUUGAGCGAAAAGGACUACACAGUCGUCUCAGCUGCUCGCACGUUCUACUUCACCCAAGUAGGAGGAUCAAUCUGAGUAACUAA